This is a messenger RNA of Camellia sinensis, 1192 nucleotides long. RefSeq names its product transcription factor bHLH35. Lineage: Eukaryota; Viridiplantae; Streptophyta; Magnoliopsida; Ericales; Theaceae. The record is from RefSeq and is a predicted model, not a curated record. Gene Ontology annotation, cellular component: nucleus. Gene Ontology annotation, biological process: regulation of DNA-templated transcription. Gene Ontology annotation, molecular function: sequence-specific DNA binding; DNA-binding transcription factor activity; protein dimerization activity.
AGUCUUCAAGAGAGAGAAAUAAAUAAAUAAAUAAACACCGCCAUCCUCCUUUCAAUUCAAGAAAACAUAAUUGUUUUUUGAUUUCUUUGUGUCUCUAUAUCUCCCAAGUCUUAACAGCCACAGCGCACAUCAUGGAAAACAUUGGUGAUGAAUACAAACAUUAUUGGGAGACUAAUAUGUUCCUCCAAACUGAAGAAUUGGACAGUUGGGGAUUGGAUGAAGCGUUCUCGGGGUACUACGAUUCGAGUUCGCCAGACGGAGCACAAUCGUCGGCGGCAUCGAAGAACAUAGUGUCAGAGAGAAACAGGAGGAAGAAACUCAAUGAAAGGCUCUUCGCACUUAGGUCUGUAGUCCCCAACAUUAGCAAGAUGGAUAAAGCAUCGAUAAUCAAAGACGCCAUUGAUUAUAUACAAGAAUUGCAUGAGCAAGAGGGGAGAAUUCAAGCGGAGAUAAGGGAACUUGCAUCGGGAAAGUCAAUGGAGAACAAAUACAACUACGCAACUGUUUUCGAUGACAUGGAAGAACAACAACAACAACAUCAACAUCAUGAUGAUGAUCAUGAACAAGAAGACUUGCCUGCUUUGUUAAGAUCCAAGAAGAAGAGAAUUGAUCUCACCUAUGAUUCUCGAUGCUCUAGGGCUUCUUCUCCCUCUCCCAUUGAAGAUCUCGAAUUAAGGGUGUCGUAUAUGGGAGAGAAGACAGUGGUGGUGAGCCUGACAUGCAGUAAAAGAACAGACACAAUGAUAAAGCUUUGUGAGGUUUUUGAAUCUUUAAAGCUCAAAAUCAUUACUGCUAACAUCACAGCUUUCUCGGGGAGGCUCUUGAAGACUGUCUUCGUCGAGGCUGAGGAGGAGGAAAAAGAUCAUUUAAAGAUGAAGAUUGAAACUGCCAUAGCAGCUCUCAAUGAUCCAGAAAGCCCUAUGAGCACCUAAUGACAUGAGAGAGUUCCUUUUCAUCUUUAUGAUGAACAAUCGAGUGAUUUGUGCCUGAAUUGAUUUUCUAUUUUGUUAGGGUUUUUUCUUUUUCGUGCUAUUUUUGCUUAUAUUUAUCUCGUUGUUGUCUUGCAUGAAGAGUCUAUAUUUUCUCUCAUUACAAAUAUUUUAAUAAAUAAAAUGUUUUUAAUAAAUGAAUUGCUGGCGGAAAUGUUUUCUUUUUUAAGAUAAAUAAAAUUGGAACUAAUGUUUGCAUGAUA